This is a messenger RNA of Erpetoichthys calabaricus (reedfish), 1237 nucleotides long. RefSeq names its product ets homologous factor (gene ehf). Gene Ontology annotation, cellular component: nucleus. Gene Ontology annotation, molecular function: DNA-binding transcription factor activity, RNA polymerase II-specific; sequence-specific DNA binding. The coding region runs from base 194 to 952 and encodes 252 amino acids. Lineage: Eukaryota; Metazoa; Chordata; Cladistia; Polypteriformes; Polypteridae. The transcript is spliced from 9 exons. The record is from RefSeq and is a predicted model, not a curated record. Gene Ontology annotation, biological process: regulation of transcription by RNA polymerase II; cell differentiation.
UUCAGUCCAUCCAGCUGGGCUCUGCCUCCAUAAACUCAGAGGUGGCCAUCAGAUCAACACAAACGAGCAGAAAGUUGGAGGGCAGCAGAAAGUGCCGAGUCGCCACAAGAACACGGCCUCACCUGGCGGAGUGGAAGAGAAAACUGAUAAGGCCCGAGUGUUAACAGGAGCCUGUGAAAGGAUUCCUAAGAAGAUGUGGCAAGAGACACAUCCUCAGUUUUGGACCAAAUUCCAGGUGUGGGAGUGGUUGCAGCAGACCUUCGACAUCCACCAGAUGGACGCCAUGUACAUCCCAUUCCAGAACUUCGACAUUGACGGCGGGCAGCUGUGCAUGAUGACUUUCCAAGACUUCAAUCGCAUGGCUGGCCAUGCAGGGCCGUUGCUUUACCACAGUUUGAUGGAGCUGAUGUGGAAUGGAACAGGGCACAGUGGCAAUGGACCCCUGGUAUCUGGUAACAACAAGACACAAAUCCACGAGUUGCCAGGCCAAUUGUCUUUUAAGGAGGAGAACUGCUUUUACGACUGCACAGACACAGAGUUGUUCAACUGUAAGGAACCUUUUCAAACUACAGAGGACCAUAACUCACCUACGCCUGCCUCCCAAGAAGAGAAAAAACAGCACAUCCGGGGACAGCGGACACCAAUCAAAAAGCACAGUCCUCGUGGAACACACCUCUGGGAAUUCAUUCGGGACAUCCUACUGAAUCCUGAUAGGAAUCCAGGACUGAUCAAGUGGGAGGACCGGACGGAAGGAGUUUUCCGUUUCUUGAAAUCUGAAGCUGUUGCUCAGCUCUGGGGAAAGAAGAAAAAUAACAGCAGCAUGACAUACGAGAAGCUGAGUCGGGCCAUGAGGUAUUAUUACAAACGGGAGAUCCUGGAGCGAGUAGACGGACGGAGGCUGGUGUACAAAUUUGGAAGGAACGCCAGAGGCUGGAGGGAAUGCGAGAAGUAACCGGUCGUUCACCGAUGGCGCCCUUCAUUUGUAAAUCUUUAAUUUAUGACAUCGAGAGAAAGCAGCUACCUGUAAAUAUAAAUAUAAAGAAGACUUUUGUUGUUUACUUUCUAUUUUGGAUAUUUGAUUUUGUAUUGAAUGUUCUUUAUGAAGAAGUGUUACAACGUGAUUUUAUUGUGAUUAAAUGACUGUUUUGUAUAAAAUGAUUUGUUAAAAACAAAGUGAAUGGAGCGGUUGGUUCUUUGUCACUCUUUGGUUGAUAAAUGCUAUAUAAUGACAACUCUG